This is a messenger RNA of Aspergillus terreus NIH2624, 3375 nucleotides long. Its product is annotated as peroxidase/cytochrome P450 family protein. Gene Ontology annotation, molecular function: monooxygenase activity; iron ion binding; oxidoreductase activity, acting on paired donors, with incorporation or reduction of molecular oxygen. Gene Ontology annotation, biological process: response to oxidative stress. The coding region runs from base 1 to 3375 and encodes 1124 amino acids. The transcript is spliced from 8 exons. The record is from RefSeq and is a predicted model, not a curated record. Lineage: Eukaryota; Fungi; Ascomycota; Eurotiomycetes; Eurotiales; Aspergillaceae.
AUGAAAUUCAACCAGACCACAGAGGCUGAAGGUAGUAACCCUCAGCUUGUGGUUCGCGGGCGGACGCCAGAAACUGAGCCUGCUGGAAAGGCGUCGAUCAACCGGGUCAGUUCGCCGUUGGUGAAUGUCGUGUCUGCACCACCUGUCAACGAGAGUCCCCCCAUGAGUAAUGGGGAAAACGAAACAAAAAACACAGUCCACAACAUCGAGGAAUUGGAGCAAGAAUCUCAGCGCCCUCUUCCGAAGGAGACCGGCGAUGGCACUUACGUCGAGGAAGAGACGAGCAAAAGCACUUUGUGGCAGGACCUUCGACGACUGGGCAUUCAGGAUGUCAACACGUUGGCUUCAAUGAUAAAGACUGAAGCCACGGGACAGUAUAUUGACGAUAAAACCAUGCUCAUGGAGCACAUCAUGCAGCUCGUCAGCAAAUUCCCUGAUGGCUCCAAAACCCGUGAGACGUUGACCAACCUGUUUCUCAACGAGCUCUGGACCUCGUUGCCACAUCCGCCUCUCUCAUAUGUCGGCGACAAGUAUGCCUAUCGCAGUGCAGAUGGGUCCUAUAACAAUCCAACGUUGCCGUUGUUAGGCGCGGCCAACACAGAAUAUGCCCGAUCCAUUGCACCACGCACCGUCCGGCCCAACAGCCUCCCGGAUCCCGGUCUGGUGUUUGACAGUGUGUUCGCUCGAGAUCAAUUCCAUCCCCAUCCCAACAGAGUGUCCAGCAUGUUCUUCGUAUGGGCGUCCUUGGUCAUCCAUGAUAUCUUCCAAACCGGCCACCCAGACUUGAACAUGAACAAGACGUCCUCCUACCUGGACCUCUCGAUCCUGUACGGCGAUACACAAGAAGAUCAGGAUCAGAUCCGGACAUUCAAGGACGGAAAGUUGAAGCCUGAUAGUUUCUCCGAGCCACGGCUUCAAGCUCUACCCCCCGCGUCCUGCGUGAUCCUAGUCAUGCUCAACCGGUACCACAACCACGUCGUAGAACAGCUAGCCAUCAUCAACGAGGGUGGUCGAUUCACCAAGCCCCAGACCUCCAAAAUGGACCCCGAACAGGCCAGGAAGGCAUGGCUGAAAUACGAUAACGACCUAUUCCAGACGGGACGACUUAUCACCUGCAGCCUCUAUAUCAACAUCACGCUGUACGACUACCUACGCACUAUUGUCAAUCUGAACCGCACAAACAGCACCUGGUGUCUGGACCCUCGAGCCCAAUCUGAGGGCCAGAAACCCAUCCCGUCUGGACUGGGCAACCAAUGCUCCGUGGAAUUUAAUCUGGCCUAUCGCUGGCACUCGACCAUCAGUAACAAGGACGAGAAAUGGGCCGAAAAGGUCUACAAGGAGAUCGUCGGAAAAGACGGCGAGGAGGCCAGCGUGUCCGACCUCCUUCUAUCAAUGAAGAAGUUUGCCGGAAACCUCGGGCACGACCCCGCGCAGCGCACAUUCGCGGGCCUCCAGCGCCAGGCGGAUGGCAUGUAUAGAGAUGAGGAUCUCGUGCAGAUCUUGACCAGCGCCACCGAAGAGGUCGCCGGCUCGUUCGGCGCCCGAAACGUGCCCAAGGUCCUCCGGUCGAUCGAGAUGAUGGGCAUAGAGCAGGCACGCAAGUGGAACGUGGGUUCGUUGAACGAAUUCCGCAAGUUCUUCAAAUUGAAGCCCUACCAGACUUUCGAGGAGAUCAACUCGGACCCUGACGUCGCGGAUGCACUCCGCCAUCUCUACGAUCACCCGGACAAUGUCGAACUGUACCCCGGGAUCGUGGCCGAAGAGGCGAAGGAGCCAAUGGUCCCGGGAGUGGGAAUCGCCCCGACGUAUACAAUCUCGCGUGCUGUACUAUCGGACGCUGUGGCCUUGGUCCGUGGAGAUCGGUUCUACACCGUGGACUACAACUCCAAGAACCUCACAAACUGGGGCUUCGCCGAGUCCCAGUUCGAUCUAGGAAUUAACCAGGGCUGCGUCUUCUACAAGCUCGCCAUGCGCGCCCUACCCAACUGGUACAAGCCCGACUCAAUCUACGCACAUUACCCCAUGACGAUUCCUCCCGAGAACAAAGUCAUCAUGAGAACGCUGGGCCGCGAGAACGACUAUUCCUGGGACCGCCCGGCCUAUAUGCCGCCCGGCAUCAACGUCUGCGCAUACCCCAAUGUGUGGGGCAUCCUGAACGAUCCCACAUGUUUCCGUGUCACCUGGGGAGACGCAAUGGGAAGUAUCUUUGGCAAGCCGGGCCUCGACUUCAUGCAGUCAGGCGACAGCCGCAUCCACUCCAACCAGCGCGUUACCAUGGCCAGCGCACUGUACCGGGAGCACUGGCAAGAGCAGAUCAAGUCCUUCUACCUCAGCAUCACCGGGCAGCUGCUGAAGGAGAGGUCCUACAAACUGGGCAAGGUGCAUCAAGUCGACCUCACCCGAGACGUCGGAAACAUCGCCCACGUCCACUUCGCCGCGGACAUCUUCUCCCUGCCGCUCAAGACCGAGAAGAACCCGCGCGGCAUCUUCACCGAGCACGAGCUGUACGAGAUGCUCUCAACAAUCUUCACCUACAUCUUCUUCGACGACGACGCCCCCCGAUCCUUCCAGCUUCGACGCGACGCCCGUGCCGCAGCCCAGAAGCUGGGAACAGUCGUCGAAGCCACCGUCAAGAGUACCGGCGGCUCCGGCUUCAUCUCCUCGCUGGUCGACAGCUUCCGGUCCCCCGGCAACGCCGCGCUCAAGGACUACGGCGUGCACAUGGUGCGCCGCCUGCUCGACAGCGGCCUCGACGCCGCGGAGGCGACCUGGUCGCAGAUCCUGCCCACCGCCGUCGUCAUGGUCGCCAACCAGGCCCAAGCCUUCACCCAGAUCAUGGACUACUACCUCUCGCCGGCCGGCGCCCAGCACCUCCCGCUUAUCCAGCGCCUGGCGCAGUACGACUCGCCCGAAGCGGAUGAGAAGCUCCUCCGCUACUGCAUGGAGGGGAUGCGACUGAACGGGACGUUUAACCUCGCCCGUGAGAGUCUCACCAACGCCGUCCUGGAGGAACGCGGUCGGAGAGUCCACCUCACGCCCGGUAGUAAGAUCCUGCUUAAUAUCGUCGAAGCUAGCCGCGAUCCAGACGUCUUCCCGGAUCCGGAUGAAGUGCGUCUCGACCGGCCCAUGAGCGCUUACCUCCACUACGGAGAGGGUCCGCACAUGUGUCUCGGCCGCGAGGCAAGCAAGAUUGCGCUGACGGCCAUGAUGCGCGUCGUUGGACGUCUGCCUAAUCUGCGGCGCGCGCCGGGACCCCAGGGCGAGCUGAAAAUGGUCCCGGGUCCAAACGGGUGUUACAGUUAUCUGGAUGAGGAUGAGACAAGACUUAUGCCUUUGCCGACUACUUUCAAAGUUCAUUUCGAUGGACCGGUUUAG